This is a messenger RNA of Eurytemora carolleeae, 1320 nucleotides long. Its product is annotated as fructose-bisphosphate aldolase. NCBI's taxonomy places the organism in Eukaryota, Metazoa, Arthropoda, Copepoda, Calanoida, Temoridae. The transcript has 6 exons. The coding region runs from base 12 to 1109 and encodes 365 amino acids. Gene Ontology annotation, biological process: gluconeogenesis; glycolytic process. Gene Ontology annotation, cellular component: cytosol. Gene Ontology annotation, molecular function: zinc ion binding; fructose-bisphosphate aldolase activity. The record is from RefSeq and is a predicted model, not a curated record.
CUUCAGAAAGAAUGGGCCUAAAUGGUAUUGUUCCUCCAGGAGUCGUGACCGGAAAGAACCUUCUCACGCUCAUGGAAUACUGCAGAGACAACAAGGUCGCUCUGCCAGCCUUCAACUGUACUUCAAGCUCAACGAUCAACGCAGUACUCCAGGCUGCUAGAGAUAUUAACUCUCCUGUUAUUAUCCAGUUCUCAAACGGAGGGGCAGCAUUCUUGGCUGGUAAAGGGAUCAAGAACACUAACGAAAAAGCGGCGAUCCUCGGUUCUAUUGCCGGAGCUCAGCACGUGAGGAUGAUGGCGAAGCACUAUAAUGUUCCAGUUGUGCUUCACUCCGACCAUUGCGCCAAGAAGUUGCUCCCUUGGUUUGAUGGUAUGCUGGAAGCAGAUGAAGAGUAUUUCAAGGCCAAUGGAGAACCUCUUUUUUCCUCUCACAUGCUUGAUCUCUCCGAGGAGUUUGACGAGGAAAACAUCUCAACAUGUGUCAAAUAUUUCAAGAGAAUGACUGCCAUAAACCUAUGGUUGGAGAUGGAGAUUGGUAUCACAGGGGGUGAAGAAGACGGAGUUGAUAAUACCGGAGUUAAAGCUGAGGAGCUGUAUACCACAUCUGAACAGGUGUUUAAAGUAUUUACUUCCCUGUCUGCCAUUGGUCCCAUGUUCUCUAUUGCUGCAGCUUUUGGAAACGUCCAUGGUGUUUAUAAAGCCGGCAACGUUGUCCUAUCUCCACAUCUGCUCGGCAAUCAUCAGAAGUAUAUCAAGGAGCAGAUCAAAUCUGAUUUGGACAAACCUGCUUUUUUGGUGAUGCAUGGUGGCUCUGGCAGCACAGAGGCGGAAAUCCGCGAAGCUGUUAACAACGGAGUCAUCAAGAUGAAUAUUGACACUGAUACACAGUGGGCUUACUGGGAUGGGAUUCGGAUGUUUUAUAAAAAGAACGAGGGAUAUCUUCAAGGACAGGUUGGGAAUCCACAGGGAGAAGACAAACCCAACAAGAAGUUUUACGAUCCCAGAGUUUGGAUUCGUGCUGCUGAGGAGAGCUUGAUUACGAGAGCUAACCAGUCCUUUAAGAACUUGAACGGAGAGAACGUUCUCGGGGAUUCCUGGCCCAAACUUUAAUAAUGAGGAUAGUUUUAUUAUUCUUAUCCCAUGAUCUGAUGUAGAAAAUUUCGAUUAGAAAAAACGAUAAAUUUUAUUUUGAGUUAUAAAUUAUUAUUGAAUUUUAUUAAUAAAUCUGCUUUUAUGAAGAAUCCUACGUUCUUAAUGUGGAAAAUUUUAUUUGGAGCUAUUACUUGUUAUUGAAUUUUAUCAAUAAACCUGAUUUUAUGUA